AGGUUAUUCCGGUGUUAUUCCAACACUCUUUGGUUAACAUUUCCAGGCGUCAUUGACACAAGAGUUGAAGAAACCAAUAUUUUCUCCACGAUUUCAAUAUGAAAGUGCCUAUAAUUUAAUUUAAAAAACUGAGAAUUGAAGGAAUUUUAAAAAUGAUCUCAAAGUUUUGAAAAAGCACAUCAUUGAUAUCCUUUUGGGUCGAGUGUUUCUAAUACUGUCCGCUAGAUGUGUGCAAGCACGUUCGUUGCUGGCAGAAGCUGCUUUAGCGGUUGAAUAAGGGAAUGAGAUAUGUUUACUGGUGUAUUGGUGUUGAAUGAGAGAAGAUUGGGAAGUGUAGCGUGUGUUGAGCCCUACGUGUUAAGAAUAGGAUCAGCGUUUUAGAUCGUUGACAACACGACCGAAGGGUCCGUAUUCCAUAGAGGCUUUAAAUACACGUUGAGGCCACAAGAAGUCAUCAUGAUGACAGAAACGCAUGUGAAUUCCAAUCAUGUCUCGCUGUUACCACCGAUAAACAGCAUAAAUAAUCAAAAAAUGGACAUGGAUGUGACAGAUGAUAAAGGAUGGAAGUCAAAGCUUAAAAUUCCACCAAAGGACAGGCGGAUUCAGACAAGUGAUGUUACGGACACGAGAGGGAAUGAAUUUGAAGAAUUCUGUCUUAAACGAGAAUUGCUGAUGGGAAUAUUUGAAAAAGGGUGGGAAAAGCCCUCUCCAAUACAAGAAGCCAGUAUUCCUAUUGCACUGUCUGGUAAAGAUGUUUUGGCACGUGCCAAAAAUGGAACAGGAAAAACUGGUGCAUAUUCAAUACCUGUUCUUGAGCAAGUUGACCCCAAGAAAGAUUGCAUUCAAGCACUUAUAAUUGUGCCAACCCGAGAGUUGGCCCUUCAAACUAGUCAAAUAUGCAUAGAACUUGCAAAACACAUGAAAGUUAAAAUUAUGGUAACUACUGGUGGUACAAAUCUGAGAGAUGAUAUCAUGAGGAUUUACCAGACAGUGCACGUUGUAAUUGCGACGCCUGGUCGAAUAUUGGACCUAAUGGAUAAACACGUCGCCAACAUGGAACACUGCCGUAUGCUUGUAUUGGAUGAGGCUGACAAACUACUCUCACAAGACUUCAAAGGCAUGCUGGAUCAUGUCAUAGCACAGUUACCAUCAGAAAGGCAGAUACUGCUGUACUCCGCUACUUUCCCCCUCUCAGUGAAGCAGUUCAUGGAAAAACACUUACGGAAACCAUAUGAGAUUAACUUAAUGGAAGAACUUACCUUAAAGGGUGUCACACAGUACUACGCCUUCGUACAAGAGAGACAGAAGGUUCAUUGCCUCAACACAUUGUUUUCCAAGUUGCAGAUAAACCAGAGCAUAAUUUUUUGCAAUUCAACACAACGUGUAGAGUUGCUUGCCAAGAAAAUAACUGAAUUGGGCUAUUGUUGUUAUUACAUUCAUGCUAAAAUGGCGCAAGCACAUCGCAAUCGUGUUUUCCACGACUUCAGAGCAGGCUUGUGCAGAAAUCUUGUGUGUUCAGAUCUGUUCACAAGAGGUAUAGAUGUUCAGGCUGUGAAUGUAGUAAUAAAUUUCGAUUUCCCAAAGAUGGCCGAAACUUACUUGCACCGAAUCGGUAGGUCAGGAAGAUUUGGCCAUCUCGGAAUAGCAAUAAAUCUUAUUACUUAUGAAGAUAGAUUUGCACUACAUCGUAUUGAACAGGAACUAGGUACAGAGAUCAAACCUAUACCCAAGGUGAUUGAUCCCUCGCUGUAUGUUGCAACGAAAAUUGAAGACACUCAGGGAAUUGAUGAGUCAAAUGUGAGCAAAUAGACUCAGUUUUGAUUUCAUUUUCAGUGCCAGUAAUGUGGUAACAGUGCUGGACACUUAGAUACAAAGUGAAGUUUUUGUUUCGUUUCGUCUUUUCCCAUUGUACAUACUACAGAAUCAUUACUUCCUCAUAGUGCAGGCCGAAAUGAACUUGCGUCCUGGUGGAGGAAACAGUUUCAUUUGAAUAUUUUCCACUUUUUGUGGAAUGUGAAUAGACGGUGUGAAUUUUUGUUUAGACUUUUUAUACGAUUUAUAUAGUGUAUGACGCUAUCUACACUCGUGGAGUGACCGAAGAAAUUUCUAGAUUGUUAUUUGCUUUGUUCUCACAGUGGAUCAGUUGUAUUGCUGAACAUUCUAACGAAUAAUGAGUCAUAAUUUUUAUUUUAACUAAAUAUAUUCUGGAAUUUCCAAUUCGAUCCACUGCCAGAACUACAAAGAGUGAAUAGUUUUGUAAAUUUAUUUUUAUAUAUACAUUGUCGAUUGGCUAUGGAAAGUCUUUCAGGAGAAUGAAGCACACCAGGUGACAGCUGCUUUUUGCUAUGCAUGUAACCUAACAUCUUACCCCCGAUAACACCUUUUGGAUCUCGAUGCAUAACAUCUGUGCAGCAAAGUCAUUCUGAAUGAAAGCACACUUGAAGAAUUUUCCAUAGCCAGAUAUUGAGUGCAAAUUUUGAAAUGACUGGAUAAUCUGUCCGUUAAAAAUCAGAACUCAAAUCAUAGUGCAAGCAAUAUUGUCUUUAUUGUAGAACAAAGAUCUUUCACUUUCUGAAGAUCUUUAAUUUUGAAGGACUACUGUAUUUUCUUGUUGUGAAACGUGUAGUGUGAGACAUGUAAAUAAGUAAUAGUCUGAAAUUACGGAGAUGCAAAUGUGUGUGAAAAUGUCGCUGGAAGGAGUUUCUUUCAUUUAGUUUAUUAUAAAGCGGUUAAGUUCUUCAGUGUCAGAAAUGACACAGAUACUGCAUUGUUUGGAAUGUGUGAUUGUGCUGUGAGUAUUUGUGUAUGUGAAGAAAAAUGCUGUUCAAGAAUUCAGGGAAACUCGGAGCCUCUAAGCAAAUACGAGGUUCUAUACUGAAGCUUGAAGUGUGAGUAAUGAGUACCUGUAGAGAUCCAAAGCACACAAGGCUUCAGUGCAGCAAGCCUUAGAAAUCCAGUUACUGACCGGGGAGUGGAUUUCUGUCAAUAAGCUGCACACAAAAAAUUGAAGAUUAAUACUUCAGACACUGUGUGUCAAAUGCCUACAUACCAAAAUUACCUCUUCAGAUUUUAUCACCACAGCUUUCCUUUGCGUGUCAUUGGUUUGAUUUGUAUGAAAAGAAAAAAUUACAUAAAACUCCUCAGAAGAAUCAGAAAUCACUUUACAGAGAUUACAGUAUAUGUGCAUUACAUUGUUUUCCUUCUUCAGUUCAAUGGCCAUUGGGUAAAAAUGGGUUUCACAAAUAAAGGGCAUUUAAAAAAUUAUCAAAAUUUACUAUUUUGGCCAGGAAUUUAAAAUUUUACAUUUUGGCACAUUGGCAUAAAGAAACUUUAAAAUACAUAAAAUGUGAAGGUAUUCAAUUGGCUGCAUUUUUAGUGGAAAGAAAUCUGAAAAAUUGUCAUAUUAAAUAGCAUCUUAAUUAAAAUUUUAUUUAUUCUGUUUGUUACAAAUAAUACUUUGUUUGUCAAAUCUGAUAUUUCUCUCAAAAUGUUUGUUUUAUUUGUCAAAUCAUAAAAACUUCAAAAUCAGUUUUCUCAGAAG
This is a messenger RNA of Schistocerca cancellata (South American locust), 3541 nucleotides long. It is a transcript of the gene me31B, whose product is annotated as ATP-dependent RNA helicase me31b. The transcript has 11 exons. Lineage: Eukaryota; Metazoa; Arthropoda; Insecta; Orthoptera; Acrididae. The record is from RefSeq and is a predicted model, not a curated record. Gene Ontology annotation, cellular component: cytoplasmic stress granule; P-body. Gene Ontology annotation, biological process: P-body assembly; cytoplasmic stress granule assembly. The coding region runs from base 457 to 1809 and encodes 450 amino acids. Gene Ontology annotation, molecular function: mRNA binding; RNA helicase activity; ATP binding.